This is a messenger RNA of Sphaeramia orbicularis (orbiculate cardinalfish), 771 nucleotides long. Its product is annotated as F-box/LRR-repeat protein 2-like. Gene Ontology annotation, molecular function: protein binding. The transcript has 9 exons. The record is from RefSeq and is a predicted model, not a curated record. Gene Ontology annotation, biological process: SCF-dependent proteasomal ubiquitin-dependent protein catabolic process. Gene Ontology annotation, cellular component: SCF ubiquitin ligase complex. The coding region runs from base 1 to 771 and encodes 256 amino acids. NCBI's taxonomy places the organism in Eukaryota, Metazoa, Chordata, Actinopteri, Kurtiformes, Apogonidae.
AUGAAGUUAAGACUAAAAGCUGUUGUCCUGAAUGGCUGCCAUGUCACUGAUGAUCCGCUGAUGAAACUCAUCAUGAGACACAAACAGAGUCUUUGCAGGCUGGAAAUAUUUGGCUGUCAGUUCAUCACCCCAUCCUGUCUGCAGGCAGUGUAUGAGAUGUGUCCUGAUCUGCAGCACCUGAACAUCGGAAAGGUGCCCAAAGUCAAUGCACACAGUCUCACAGCGUUGACUUCACUGCUCAAAAAUCUCAUUUCAUUAAAUCUCACUGGACUACAGGCAGUGACUGAUGCCACAGUGGGCAGGUUGGUGCAGAACUGUGUUGGCCUUCAGAGUCUGACCCUCAGCUCAUGUCCUGGAGUCACUGACCUGACACUGCAAAGCAUCAGCAAGCACAUACCUUUUAUCAGAUCUCUGGACGUGAGCGGCUGUACGGCUGUGACAGAUGCUGGAGUUCAGUCUCUGGCUCUGAGAUGUAGAAGUCUUCAGCAGCUGGACCUCAGCUCCACAGCCACAGGGAACAGAGGGUUAAAUCUACUGGCAAAUUACUGCAGUAGGCAUCUCCACACCGUCAAACUGAGCUUCUGCCGCAUCAGCGUAGAGAGCAUACUGAAGCUCUGCAGACACUGUAAGAGGCUGAGGCUGCUCCAUCUCUACAACUGUGCUCAUCCUCCCACUCAGAUGCAGAUCAGAGACGUUAACACUACUGUUAAAGUGUACCCACUACAGGAUAAAAUGACGAGAUAUGCUGGCUUCUUCUCAGGUCCUGGUUAG